Macroventuria anomochaeta is the source of this 3416-nucleotide messenger RNA. RefSeq lists its product as uncharacterized. Gene Ontology annotation, molecular function: telomeric repeat DNA binding; Hsp90 protein binding. The coding region runs from base 175 to 3015 and encodes 946 amino acids. The record is from RefSeq and is a predicted model, not a curated record. Gene Ontology annotation, biological process: telomere maintenance via telomerase; protein stabilization. Gene Ontology annotation, cellular component: cytosol. The transcript is spliced from 5 exons. NCBI's taxonomy places the organism in Eukaryota, Fungi, Ascomycota, Dothideomycetes, Pleosporales, Didymellaceae.
GAACAACUAUCGACCUCCCGAGAUAACCUUGAAAUCAUCAGGAGCGUGUAGUGCAUGUUGAGGCCAAACGCACCGAUGGCGAGCACGAGCAGAUGAAGUCUACUUGAUAACCACUCACAAGUUCUCCGACUUUAGCGCAUCACUUGCGACAUAUCGAUCAAGUGUACGAUCACAAUGGCUGGCUUCCUCACCGCCGUUUCCACCAAGAAGAUUGUCUCCAAGCCAGCAAUCGGACAGAUUCAAGACCUGAGCAUCCAAGAUGCAGCUACUAUCGAUUCACCGCAAUCAGCACUACAGGCUCUGAGGAAACAACCCAGUCAAGGAAUAGUGACCAAUGUUCUGACUUUCCUCAACAGCCCGAAAGUCAGCCUUAUCAUCUCAGGGCCAGUGUAUGCAAGCAUAGCACAUGAGCUUGUUAGCAAUAUAAUACCGACCUUCUGGAGAGUACUCAAACAACGUUCCAAAGAUGCUCAAAGCCUUUCCUCGAUACUACACAAUCCUACCGGAAUCGGGCAUCUGCUCACUAGACUGCGUUUGCUCAUUGCAGAGAGUAGGAAGAAGAAAGCCGCUGGGACUGCGCAGGAUGUGUUGGAGUUCAUCGAAGAUACGUUGGAUGUGCUCGGUCGAGUCCUGAGCGGUGAUGAUGUAUCGUACUCUAUUUGGAAGGAGAUCCAAGCCUUCGGCAAGAACGACAUACAGAAGAAGCUCAUGUGGAAGGAGUUCCUUGCGCAGGUAGCAUCAGGCCGAAUAUUGUCGAUCAGAGCUGAGGCCGAAGAUGUUCUGAAAGAAAAAGGGGUCGGAAGCUCAUCUUCGAGCGGUAACGACCUCGCGGAUUGGCUUGGGCGUAACAUUGUCCACAUGUUGACUGUUGGGGACAAGGGUGAGACGUACGUUACAGCUUUGACCGAACUUAGCGCCAAAACACUGAGUCUGGGGUAUACAGACCGCCUCGUCGCUAAUAUCCUCGCCAUUGUUAUCGAGCAGGACCAAGUGAACCGAUUCGCAGAUCUCGUAGGCCGGCUGAAGGCAUUCGAGCAACGAAAGUACUGCAAUGCUGUAAUCGUCUACAUCACAAAGCACUUCUUUCAGUCGGAGAUUGUUAGCAAAGAGGACAUACCUAUCGACCCAUCACCUGUGAUCUCGGGCGCGGCAUGUCUAUUGAGCAGUUUCGUCAAGGACAACGAGAUCUUGAUGGAUCAUCUUAUCUCUUCGCUUACAAGUUCUACCGUUCCGGCCCUAGAAGAAUCACUUGCCAUUCGUCGUACUGUGAUUGCCACAUUGGCUCAAGAUGAAGACAAGCUACAAACGCUAUUUGAGAACUGUAUCAAGACCUUUGGAGGCUCUGUUUAUGUCAAGCAUACACCAGUUUUGCAACAAGAAGCUCUUGCGCAGACAUCAGCGUUAUGUUGCGGCUAUGUACAACGAACACAACCCAUGUUCGUAACUAUGAUGGCGAAAUCAACGUAUCAAGUUAACGGUAUGUCGAACCGCAUCGGGGCAGCAUCUCCUCGAGCUCGCUUCCUCGGAAUCGCUGUUGGCACGGCAAUCUCAAAGAUGGUGGAUAAGCCUGAGCUUCAGCUGAAGAUCGAGCUUGAGGGAAGUGAGGCAACGGAGGCGAAGUGGUAUGAACGUCUUACCAAGGUGGAUGACAAGAUUGGAAGCAUCUUAGACCUCCAGAAGAAGCAGGCAACUGCAUUCCCUACGAGUGGACCAGCAUCCACACCUAAGCCAGCGGCCAAAGCUCCAAAGCCUCCGGUAAUCACUGAGAUUCAAGGCCCCCGUGUCAUUGAGGUGCUUUCUGAGUCCGAGGAUGAAGACGCAGACCUGAUGGCUUACAGUAAGCCAGACUCGGAUCCGGAGGACGAUGAUGAGGAUCCUGCAGCUAUCAACCGUAACAAGCCUACCGCGCCCGUGUACAUCAGGGAUCUCGUUGCAGAUCUUCGAGAUCAGGAGAAUUACGAUCGUCACGAGCUCGCCCUAUCUACUGCUACAUCGUUGAUACGACGCAAAACCAAUUUCGGCACGGAAGUCGUAGAUCACCUCGAAGAACUUGCCACGACAUUGACUGGUCUUCAAAAUGGCCUGGAACUGGAGAACUUCGCGCAGCAAAGGCAGCAGGCACUGAUCGCCGUGCUUCUUGUGCGACCAGCACAAAUGGCGCGAUGGUUCGCACGGUCAUUCUUCUCAGGCGACUACAGUCUCACGCAACGCAUAGCUAUGCUCACUACACUCGGCCUUGGAGCGCGCGAGCUCGCUGGCAUGAAGAAUACAUCCACAGACGAUUUCAUCCCGGCAACACCCUCCUUCCCUAGCAAGCAACUACCACCACAUCUGCACAAGAUGUAUACAGAGGAAAAGGCCGCAAACCCGGUUUCUAAACUCACGAGCAGUAUGGCACGCGCCAUGCUCUCACCGAUCGCUUCCCAAGCAGCCGACACACUCAGCGGGCCCAACAUCCUCAAAGUGCGCACCUUUAGCUCGCGCAUGGAAGUCGAAGCAGCGCGCAAGAAGCCAAUACCCAACGCUCUUGCACAGAUCGUCGCUGACAACUUCUUCUUUCCACUGACCGGUCGCUGGUGGCUGCAGAUCCGAUCCAGCAGCGACUCGAUCUACAGCUCUACACAUCUCCUCCCGCCAUUCCUGCAGACUUUGUCGCUACUGUUGAACGCAUCAGGACCAAACACGCUGUCUUUGCCGCAGAUGACGCGCGAGUAUUGGGAUCUUUUGCUCUCCGUGAGAGGCCUAGCAAGCAACGACAAAGCGAUCCUGGGUGCGCUGCUGUUCGGGUUUCUGAUGUUGCUAGAAACGAACGAGAAUAAGGAGAGACUGGCUACAGAGCAGGGCAAGGAAUUGAUGGAGACGCAAGCGUGGGUCAAAAUGGUGUUUGAGGGUCUUGGUGCUGGCAGCGAGGAAGAUGAGAGGAUCAGGGUGUUGGCGGCUGGUGUUGUAAUAAGGUGUCAGGAAGUCGUAGAGAAGUAUCAGCGCAGGAUGGCGGGAGCGUUGAUGGACUACUAAUAGAGCAUCGAAGAUAUGGAGCUCCGCUAUAGAAGAUAUAUGGCCAGCACCAUGUUGCAGGAGCAUGUUGGAUGCAGGCUGACCAAGUAAUACAAUCAUUCGUCUUAACACGUUGCGCACAGAAACAGCAGCAGAACAUAGAAAAUUAUGUGCAUCAACACAACAGCCUGCAACUACUGGUUGCCAACUCAAGCACUACUCUCGCAUCAUUAAUCUUCUUCCUCAACGCCCUGUGCAUGGCAGCAGCAUCAAUGAAAAAGUACCCUCCUCGUACGAGGAAAGAACGCCAGCAAAAAUUGCGCCGGCGGCGUCCCCGAAGGAAAGCCGUACCCCAACCAGUCCGCGCUGUGCAAUGCAGCUGAUCAAGGUAGAGGAAGCAGAAACAUGACCCUGCCCCUCCC